Selaginella moellendorffii is the source of this 1171-nucleotide messenger RNA. RefSeq names its product NADH-cytochrome b5 reductase-like protein. Bases 15 to 1112 code for a protein of 365 amino acids. The transcript has 12 exons. The record is from RefSeq and is a predicted model, not a curated record. Gene Ontology annotation, molecular function: cytochrome-b5 reductase activity, acting on NAD(P)H. NCBI's taxonomy places the organism in Eukaryota, Viridiplantae, Streptophyta, Lycopodiopsida, Selaginellales, Selaginellaceae.
ACGAAAAACCCUAGAUGCCCACGCUCAUGUCGAGAAUAUGCUUUGAGUCCAAAUUUUCAGGGUUCAUGGCGCUGGCGCUGCGCUCUCGAUCGGCUCUUCGAAAGGCUGCCCCGGCAUUUUCAUUCCACAGCGGAGCUGAGACCGCCGGAUCUGGCGCCGAUCGGCGGACUGGAGCCGCCGCCGCGGCGACUGGAGCGGCGAUUUUGGCAGCAGUGGCGACGAUCUACUCGACCUGGAAGAGCGAGACCGCUCGUAGCGACGCUGGGGAUUUCGCAUUGGAUCCGAACGAAUGGCGGAAGUUUCGACUCUUAGAAGCGAAGCCUGUGACUCACAACACGAGACGUUACAGGUUUGCCUUGGAUGACGAUGCGCAACUGGGUCUUAACGUUGCUUCGUGCCUCUUGACAAAGGCUGCUAUGGGUACGAAAAAGGAUGGGAAGCCAAAUGUGAUCAUCAGACCAUAUACGCCCAUAAGUGAUCCAGACGUUCGCGGUCACUUUGAUUUACUUGUGAAGACAUACCCCGAAGGAAAAAUGAGCAAAUAUUUUGCUGCUCUUCGGCCCGGCGACACUUUGGAAAUGAAAGGUCCUAUUCCCAAGCUCCCAUACAGCGCCAACAUGAAAGAACGUAUCGGCAUGAUUGCAGGAGGUACCGGGAUCACGCCGAUGUUUCAAGUGCUUAACGAGAUCUUAAAAAAUCCAGAAGAUAAAACACAGGUCUCGUUGAUCUAUGCCAACUUGACACCGGACGACAUUCUACUCAAGAACGAGCUCGACAAACUAUCUGAAAAGCAUCCAAACUUCAAGGUCCUGUUUGAAGACUAUCAGACUUCCACUCUGGUGCUUCCAAGGAAAACUGACGCAUGUUUACAGGUUUUCUAUGUUGUCGAUAAGCCAACGCGUUACUGGGGAGGAGGAUCCGGCUUCAUCACGAAAGACAUCCUGGUGAAGGGACUACCACCUCCUUCGGACGGCAAUCUCAUCAUGGUGUGCGGGCCUCCGGGCCUCAUGAACCACAUCUCCGGCGAUAAAGCACCAGACAAAUUACAAGGAGAAUUGACAGGUCUCUUGAAGAGCAUGGGUUACACCGAAGACCAAGUGUACAAGUUCUAGGCAUUCUUUUAUUCUCAGGACAAGAACAACACAAUACAAUACAAAGCUCUUUAAAGUCA